Molecule: messenger RNA, 735 nt
Organism: Gaeumannomyces tritici R3-111a-1
Lineage: Eukaryota; Fungi; Ascomycota; Sordariomycetes; Magnaporthales; Magnaporthaceae
Exons: 3
Coding region: 1-735 (244 amino acids)
Source: RefSeq, a predicted model, not a curated record
AUGAACGAAGAUUCCGCGCUAGGGAGAAGGGAAAGGAAAAAGGCGCUGACCGCGCCGGCGCCUAACGUUGCCGGGGUUUUUGUAGCAAAGUGGAAGGGAUGGCACAGUAGGCUUCUAUUGAAGGAUGAAUCUGUCUCUGAGGAAAGGAAUCUGGCACAGGGAGCCCCCGGCUCCCUGCCUAUAUAUACACCUUUGACCCCUGUCCCCCGUCUUCUAUAUCGGAACCUGAGCCUCCACUGCUGCACCUCCGGUGAUCGGUACAAAUGGAGCGCACCUAAUCGGUGCGCCCCGUCUGGGCCGAGCAUCGGUCCGUCCACACAAACCAGGCCCACCAGCCGACCAGUGCCGGCCUUAAGCACAUGCAUAACAAGCCGCAUCCCGAGGCCCCUAACUGGCGAGCCGGUUCUCGAUGGUAGUGGUACGGGGUACCUCAAAGCACUGCUAAAGAUGGAAGCGUACCUGGGAGUGAUUUUCGUAAGCCACCAGUUUUGGUGUGCUUGCCGCCCCUGCGCCCGCGCUAAGGCCUUGAUGCCGGCUAUAAACUAUGGGGACCGGGAGAGAUGCUCCUUCUUUGGCUUUGCAUCUGCUCGUGGGAUUUCGCCGUAUCUGUCCGGAAAUUGCGAUGUAUGCUCUGCUGCGGAUGGCACCCGGCUGUUGUACAACCGUCCUAAGUGCUGGAACUUACUAAAGCAAAUCAACGAGGCGAACGUAUCGGAGGUCGCGAUAAGACCCUAG